Acanthosepion pharaonis is the source of this 4155-nucleotide messenger RNA. The record is from the annotation of a GenBank genome assembly. Lineage: Eukaryota; Metazoa; Mollusca; Cephalopoda; Sepiida; Sepiidae.
AUGGAAGCGUUACUUCUUUCUUUCUUUCAUUCUUUCUUUCUUUCUGUUUUUCUGUUUUUCUCUCUUUCUUUCUUUCGUUCAUUCAGUUUUUCGUCCUUUCUGUUUUUCUCGCUUUGUUUGUUUGUUUGUUUGUUUGUUUGUUUCUUUCUUUCUUUCUUUCAGGUUUCUUUCUUUCUUUCUCUUUUUCUUCCUUCCUUUCUUUCUUUUUUCUUUCUCUCUUUCUGUUUUUCAUUCUUGCUGUUUCUCUUUCAUUCUUUCUUUCUGUUAUUCUUUCUUUCUGUUUUUCUGUUUUUCAUUCAUUCAUUCAUUCAUUCACCCAUUAAUUUUUCCUUCUUUCUUUCUUUCUUUCUUUCUUUCUUUCUUUCUUGCUUUCUUUCUUUCUUUCUUUCUGUUUUCUUUCUUUCUGUUUGUCUUUCUUUCUCUCUUUCAGGUUUCUUUCUUUUAUGUUUUCUUUCUUUCUUUCUCUCUUUUUCUUCCUUUCUUUCUUUUUUCUUUCUCUCUUUCUUUUUUCAUUCUUUCUGUUUCUCUUUCUUUCUUCCUUCUUUUUUCUGUUAUUCUUUCUUUCUGUUUUUCUGUUUUUCAUUUAUCCAUUCAUUUUUUUACUUUCUGUUUUUCUUUCUUUCUUUCUGCUUUUUUUCUGUUUUUCUUUCUUUCUGCUUUUUUUCUGUUUUUCUUUCUUUCUGUGUUUCUGUUUUCAUUCAUUCAUUUAUUCUUUCUUUCUUUCUUUUUUCCUUUCUUUCUUUCUGCUUUUUUCUGUUUUUCUUUCUUUUUUUCUGUUUUUCUGUUUUCCUUCCUUUCUUUCUGUUUUUCUUUCUUCUUCUUAUUAGAUGCCUAUCUAUAUUUGAUCUGUAUUCUAUCCCAACUUACCUAUCUAUCUAUCUAUCUAUCUAUCUAUCUAUCUAUCUAUCUAUCUAUCUAUCUAUCACAGUCUGUUUCUAUCUAUCUAUCUAUCUAUCUAUCUAUCUAUCUAUCUAUCUAUCUAUUUCAGUUUCUAUCUAUCUAUCUAUCAAUCUAUCUAUCUAUCACAGUCUGUUUCUAUCUAUCUAUCUAUUUCAGUUUGUUUCUAUCUAUCUAUCUAUCUAUCUAUUUCAGUUUGUUUCUAUCUAUCUAUCUAUCUAUCUAUCUAUCUAUCUAUCACAGUCUGUUUCUAUCUAUCUAUCUAUUUCAGUUUGUUUCUAUCUAUCUAUCUAUCUAUCACAGUUUGUUUCUAUCUAUCUAUCUAUCUAUCUAUCUAUCUAUCUAUUUCAGUUUCUAUCUAUCUAUCUAUCUAUCUAUCUAUCUAUCUAUCUAUCUAUCACAGUCUGUUUCUAUCUAUCUAUCUAUUUCAGUUUGUUUCUAUCUAUCUAUCUAUCUAUCUAUCUAUCUAUCUAUCUAUCUAUUUCAGUUUGUUUCUAUCUAUCUAUCUAUCACAGUCUGUUUCUAUCUAUCUAUCUAUUUCAGUUUGUUUCUAUCUAUCUAUCUAUCUAUCUAUCUAUCACAGUCUGUUUCUAUCUAUCUAUCUAUCUAUCUAUCUAUCUAUCUAUCUAUCUAUCUAUCACAGUCUGUUUCUAUCUAUCUAUCUUUUUCAGUUUGUUUCUAUCUAUCUAUCUAUCUAUCUAUCUAUCUAUCUAUUUUGUUUCUAUCUAUCUAUCUAUCUAUCUAUCUAUCUAUCUAUCUAUCUAUUUCAUUUUGUUUCUAUCUAUCUAUCUAUCUAUCUAUCUAUCUAUCUAUCUAUCUAUCACAGUCUGUUUCUAUCUAUCUAUUUCAGUUUGUUUCUAUCUAUCUAUCUAUCACAGUCUGUUUCUAUCUAUCUAUCUAUCUAUCUAUCUAUCUAUCUAUCUAUCUAUUUCAGUUUGUUUCUAUCUAUCUAUCUAUCCAUCUAUUUAUCUAUCUAUGUAUCCCAGUUUGUUUCUAUCUAUCUAUCUAUCUAUCUAUCUAUCUAUCUAUCUAUCUAUCUAUCCCAGUCUGCUCAUCUCUCUCUCUAUUCCAAUCUAUCUAUCUAUCUAUCUAUCUAUCUAUCUAUCUAUCAUUAUCUAUCUCUUCCAGUCUAUUCAUCUCUUUCCCUAUCUAUUUCAGCCUGUUCAUUUCUCUCUCUCUCUCUCUCUCUCUCUCUCUCCUUCCCACUCUGUCUCACACACUCAAGGCUAUCUAUCUAUCUAUCUAUCUAUCUAUCUAUCUAUCUAUCUAUCUAUCUCUAUCAAAAUGUUCACAUCUAUCUAUCUAUCUAUCUAUCUAUCUAUCUAUCUAUCUAUCAAAAUGUUCACAUCUAUCUAUCUAUCUAUCUAUCUAUCUAUCUAUCUAUCUAUCUAUCUCAUUCUUUUAUCUAUCUAUCUAUCUAUCUAUCAAAAUGUUCACAUCUAUCUAUCUAUCUAUCUAUCUACCAAAUGUUCACAUCUAUCUAUCUAUCAAAAUGUUCAUAUCUAUCUAUUUCAGUCUGUUCAUAUCUAUCUAUCUCUCUAUGACAUUAUUUUAUCUAUCUAUCUAUCUCAUUCUUUUAUCUAUCUAUCUAUCUAUCUAUCUAUCAAAAUGUUCACAUCUAUCUAUCAAUCUAUCUCACUCUUUUAUCUAUCUAUCUAUCAAAAUGUUCACAUCUAUCUAUCUAUCUAUCUAUCUAUCUAUCUAUCUAUCUAUCUAUCUCAUUCUUUUAUCUAUCUAUCUAUCUAUCUAUCUAUCAAAAUGUUCACACCUAUCUAUCUAUCUAUCUACGAAAUGUUCACAUCUAUCUAUCUAUCUAUCUAUCUAUCUAUCUAUCUAUCUAUCAAAAUGUUCAUAUCUCUGUAUCUAUUUCAGUCUGUUCAUAUCUAUCUAUCUAUCUAUCUAUCUAUCUCGCUAUCUAUCUAUCAAAAUGUUCACAUCCAUCUAUCUAUCUAUCGAAAUAUUCACAUCUCUCUCUCUCUCUCUCUAUCUAUCGAAAUAUUCACAUCUCUCUCUCUCUCUCUACCUAUCAAUCUAUCAGAAUAUUCACAUCUAUCAGAAUAUUUCUUAACGAACCCUUUUUUGUCUUUUCAGUUUUCUCCAUUUUCCGCCAUAUUCAUUAUUUGUGUUCAUUUUUCCCGCCCUUUUUUUUCGCUAUUAUCGCUUUCUUUUUUCAUAUUCUCUUUUUAUUUUUCUCACUUUUAUUUCUAUUUUUCCCAUAUUUGUUCUAUGUUGACUCUUUCUUUUCUCUUUCUCUCGUUUCCUUUCAUAUUCUCUCUUUUUCGCUUAUCUUUCCUUUCCUUUCCUACUCUCACUUUCUUUGCCUUUUCUGCCUUUCCCCUUCAUAUUGUCUCUUUGUUUUCCUUCUCUUUUCUUUCCUUUUUAUAUUCUGUUUUUGCCUUAUCUUUCCUUUCCUUUCCUACUCUUACUUUCUUUGCCUUUCCUCUCUUUUCUUUUCAUAUUGUCUCUAUUUUUGCCUUAUCUUUCCUUUCCUUUUAUAUUCUCAUUUUCUUUGCCUUAUCUUUCCUUUCCUUUCAUAUUGUCUCUUUGUUUGCCUUCUCUUUCCUUUCCUUUUUAUAUUCUCUAUUUUUGCCUUAUCUCUCCUUUCCUUUUUAUAUUCUCAUUUUCUUUGCCUUAUCUUUCCUUUACUUUCAUAUUGUCUGUCUGUUUGCCUUCUCUUUCCUUUCCUUUCCUACUCUACCUUUCUUUUCCUUUUCUCUCUUUUUCGUCCAUAUUUUCUUUUUCGUUUAUAUCAUUCUAAAUGCUCUUUUUUUAACGUUGAAUUGCCCAUUAUUCCUUAUCGAUUCUUGUACUUUUAUCUUUUCUUUGUAUGUCUACUUCAGCGUUACUUUCCUCCUUGAUUUUCAUUUCUUUCUUCAUUUCUUACCAGUAGUAAGCCAUACAAUAGUAAGCCCACCUUCUUCCGUUUUUUCUAAGUCCACCAUUCAUUACUUACAUGAUCUUUACUUUGAAAACGCCAUAUUUUUUUUUGUUUUUCCUUUCCGAAACAAUUUUUCCGCCGACAAACUGUUCAAUUUCAUUCAACUAUCAUCCUUUUUCUUCCAGAGAGCGCCAGUGUCAAUCGGCAUUGGUUUUUACACCUCCCCCGAUUUAUGGGUGUGUUCGGAAACGCGUAGUUCGUUAUUCUCUGUCUGUCUGCUCCUAUCUAUCUAUCUAUCUAUCUAUCUAUCUAAUCUGUCUGUCUGUCCAAUUAGCAAGUUCUUUGGCCUCAACAACGUCCGCCCUAUUGUCGACAUUUAG